Molecule: messenger RNA, 1513 nt
Organism: Epinephelus fuscoguttatus (brown-marbled grouper)
Lineage: Eukaryota; Metazoa; Chordata; Actinopteri; Perciformes; Serranidae
Gene: arl8ba
Product: ADP-ribosylation factor-like 8Ba
Exons: 7
Coding region: 104-664 (186 amino acids)
Biological process (GO): protein transport; anterograde axonal transport
Cellular component (GO): lysosomal membrane
Molecular function (GO): GTP binding; GTPase activity
Source: RefSeq, a predicted model, not a curated record
CUGCCUUCGUCCCACUUCCCUUCCUCGCUGGAGAGACGCCACAUCUGACAGGGAGGGAGAGACAGACACAACCGCAGGGGAGUGUGAACACCGACACCUCAAGAUGCUGGCACUAAUAAACCGGCUGCUGGACUGGUUCAAGUCUCUGUUUUGGAAGGAGGAGAUGGAGCUGACGCUGGUCGGCCUCCAGUACUCGGGGAAAACUACAUUUGUAAACGUGAUCGCUUCUGGGCAUUUCAGUGAAGACAUGAUCCCUACAGUCGGGUUCAAUAUGAGGAAGGUCACCAAAGGAAACGUCACCAUCAAGAUCUGGGAUAUAGGGGGGCAGCCGAGGUUCAGGAGCAUGUGGGAGCGGUACUGUCGGGGAGUAAAUGCAAUCGUGUACAUGGUUGACGCAGCAGAUCGAGAAAAGGUGGAGGCUUCUAGAAACGAGCUUCAUAAUUUAUUAGACAAACCUCAGUUGCAAGGAAUUCCUGUUUUGGUACUCGGUAACAAAAGGGAUCUCCCCACUGCUCUAGAUGAAAAACAGCUCAUUGAGAAAAUGAAUUUGGCAGCUAUUCAGGACAGAGAGAUAUGCUGCUACUCUAUUUCCUGCAAAGAGAAAGACAACAUUGACAUCACACUUCAGUGGCUCAUCCAGCACUCAAAGUCCAGGAGGAGCUGAAAACGCAGGCGCUGUUUUCCAACCGUGUUUGCCAUGUUACUGUCAUGCCACACCCUCGUCACUCUGCCAUGAUGUAAAGUCGUAUCUUCAGUUCACAUGCUGCUCUGUUCUGCUUGUGACACACAAGUUUGUUUUCUUUCCCCCCUUUUCACCUUGUGAUUCUUCUCACAGACCCUGAGAAUGCACUACUAAAAAUGUGAUACCAAAUUUAAGGAUUGUCAUUGGCAUUAAUCGUCCUGUAAAGCUGUACUUUAACUUGGAGUCAGAACCUAAUUUUGGAUCUACCGUUUAUCAUUAAGGCAUUACCCAGUUGAUCAUACCCAGUGGUUUAUAACACUAAUCUUGGGUAUGCAACAACAGACCUGCACGUCCACCCUGAUGUGGAUGUGCAGGUGUUCCCAUUUCUGUCAAGCUCUACUCUGUGAUUCUUUAACGAUGGUCUCCUUUCACUCGAUCAGGUUUUCUUCUCUCAAGAACAUGUCUAUUGUUUUAGUAAACUGUGCAUUUAAGCAAGUCAAUUGAUGCAGGUCUGUACAAAUAUCAAGCUAGUAUGAUUUUUACUGAUGUGAGAUGUGCGUGUAUGAAUAUAUGAUUCUAUUUAAAGUCUGAAUGUACUAAAAGUAAAGCUGUACGGGGUUGUGUGGUUCAUAUUGGCCUCUGUUUGUAAGUAGCCUCAGUGGUAUGAUGUCGUUUGUGCUGCCUCGAAGCUGAGAGAGUGGCAAAUUUCAAAGUGCCUAAUGCAGUGUCUCUCACCUCUGAAGCAAAGCAGCAUGCAAGGUGUGCCUACCUGGGAAGAGUUUAAAAAACACCAAUAUAUUCAAGAAAUAAAAAGGCAUGCUUUUUAAUUUA